AUGUCCCAACUUCCGCCGAGCACUGCGACUGCCUCUUCUUCCGAAGAAGAACACAGUUCCCCUUGUCAUCAUGAUGAUGAUGAUCGUGACAAUUCGCACCAUCCUGAGAGGGAGGAAGAGCAUGAAAAGAACCACUCGGAUUCUUCUUCGGAGGUUUCUCUUUCCUCUCCUCUCUUUCAAGGCAUGGAAUUUGUCUUGGUCAAGGAAACAAUGAAACCGAACGAUUAUGAAUACUUUUCCCGACUCAUUCCAGAACAUGGAGGAGUGUUGGCCGAGAAUGUUUCUGAGCGCACGACACAUCUGGUUUCGGAGAGAGCUGUUUGGCCAGUGCCUCCUCAUGUCCUCUCGGUCAAUGUUUGGUUUGUGGAAGAUUGUGUUUACAAUGAAGAGUUGUGCGAUGUGAAUGCGUAUCUGUGGAAUGGAGAGGUUUCGUUGCAUGGUCAACCUCAACUGAAAAAAAGAAAAUUGGAAAAUGUGAAUGCUGAAUCAGUGAGUCAGUGCAAGAAUAGUACUACUCUCGAGAUGCAACUACACAUGGAUGAGAUGGCACGACCUUCAGAGAUUAUGUCACACAAGUGGAUGAGUGACCUAUUGUUGGAUGACAUUUGGUUUGAAAUUUUCAUGUUUUUGGAAAUUGCGGAUUUGAGUUCAGUAAUUUUAGUGUCAAAGGAAAUGUAUCGUCUAAUUCAGGACGAUCGAUAUGAAAAGAAUCAAUCUUUUUGGAUCCAAUACUAUAACAGAUUCAUUCGAAAUUGGAGUGCACAAGAUGAACAUGCCUUUUUCAACAGCAUUCACAACACUUCCUUCGAUAAGUUUGAUACAGAAACGAAUUUGCAUGCCAACAAGCAAAGAUUGGAGCUCACCCUACAAAAAGUCACACUCCUUUUGAAUCGAAGAGCGUGCCCUCAACUCACUGAAUCUGACGUGAUGCCACAAUUUUCUCUUCCUGCUCUGGUCAAGAAUCGAAUCAUGACUCAUCUCCACUUUUCAAAAUCAUUGAAGAGAAGAAUGACUGCUAGAAUUACCUGUGAAGCGGAAUCUAAGAGUGAACGACGUGUGAAACAAGUUGAAAAAGAUUCCAAAAUAAUGACUCUCUUUCCGGGUCUUUCCCUUAAAGAUCAAUUAGAAGCGCUGAAAUCAAAAUUGAACGAUUUCACAGAAAUUAAUUUUGGACCUUUUGACGAGUAUGAAAUGAAUGGACAACUACCAAAAGACUAUUUGGAUUGGAUCUCUCAAAAUUCAGACCUUCUUUCCAACAGUAGAAUUAGAAGUUUAUUUUUCUUAGAUGUGCAUUUCUCCUUUUGUGAAGUGAGUUGGAUGAAACUUGGAGAUUUGAGUAAGGUAUUAAAUACUUUUCCAAAGUUGGCUCAUUGGACGUCCAUGGGGAGUGAACAACUUCAAUUUUCAACUGCAUGCUCGCAUUCCACAUUGCGAUCCAUUGUAUUAAUUUCUGCUGGAUUAUCGAAGCCAAUUUUGAAGGAAUUGUUUUGCAUGAAAUUGCCAAAUUUGUGUCAUUUAGAGCUGUUUUUAGGAGACGAUUGUCGUAGAGAUGCUCGACAAGAUUUUAAACCUGAAUUUAUUCAAGAAUUAUUGAAGUCUCCAAAGCACGAACAUUCCUUUCCUUCACUGGAUUAUUUAGGACUCAGAAAUUAUCAACACAUUGACGCAAUAGCACCUUCCAUUUUCGAAAACCCAUUUUCCAAACGAGUACGCAUGAUUGAUAUUUCAUUAGGAACACUUAGCGAUGAAGGUGCCAAGAGUUUCAUAGAAAUUUUGAAGAAUGAGGAAAAGAUGAAUCAGAAAUUUUUGAAUUUAGAAAUUUUAGAUGUACACAAUUCGUACCUUUCAAAAGAAAUUGUGGAAGAAUUAUUGAACUUGUCAACCAUGAUCGUGAAUGUGAAACCUCACAAAGAAGCCGAUCGUCGAUGGAGGUACGUCACCUUAAAUGAAUGA
Molecule: messenger RNA, 1953 nt
Organism: Naegleria fowleri
Lineage: Eukaryota; Heterolobosea; Eutetramitea; Acrasida; Naegleriidae
Exons: 1
Coding region: 1-1953 (650 amino acids)
Molecular function (GO): protein binding
Source: RefSeq, a predicted model, not a curated record